AUGAAUUCUCCUCGAUACACGCACACUACAACAGUACUGAGCAACGGAAAAGUCUUAAUCGUUGGUGGAUAUUCUUAUAGUGUCAGUAUGUUUAGUGCAGAGUUGUACGAUUCAUCAACAGGACUUUUUACAACGACUGGUAACAUGAAUACUUUACGAUACUAUCACACUGCAUCGAUGUUAAACAAUGGAGAAGUCCUAGUUGCAGGUGGAUAUGACUCUGAUGGUUAUUCUUAUACUGCAGAGCGGUACAACUCAUCAACAGGAAUUUGGACAAUGACUGGUAAUAUGAAUGCUGCAAGAUAUGCUCACACUGCAUCGGUACUCGCCAAUGGAAAAGUUUUAGUUGUUGGGGGAUAUAAUGAGUUGGGCCAUUAUUUGACUAGUACAGAACUGUACGAUCCUUCAACAGGAAUUUGGACGUAUACAGGUAAUUUGAAUACUGGACGAUACGCUCAAACUGCAUCCAUACUCACUAAUGGAAAAGUCUUAGUUUCUGGUGGAUACAAUUCUGUUGGCUAUGUGAAUAGUGCAGAAUUGUACGAUCCUUCAACAGGAGUUUGGACAAAAGUUGGUAAUAUGACUAUUGCACGGUAUCUUCACACUGCAUCCUUACUAACUAAUGGAAAGGUUCUCGUUGCUGGUGGAUAUACUUUUGUUGGUUAUUUGAAUAGUGCAGAAUUGUAUGAUCCUUCAACUGGACUUUGGACAAGGACUGGUGAGAUGAAUACUGCACGACAAGUUCAUACUGCAUCCAUACUCGCUAAUGGAAAUGUUAUAGUUGCUGGCGGAUCUAACUCUGUUGGUAUUUUGAAUAGUGCAGAACUGUAUAAUAGUUUAACAGGACUUUGGACUAUGGGUGGUAAUAUGACUAUUGCACGGUACUUUCACGCUGCGUCCGUAUUAACUAAUGGAAGAAUCUUAGCUACUGGUGGCCUUGGCGUCAGUGGUGAUUUGAAUAGUGCAGAAUUAUGUGUAUGA
This is a messenger RNA of Rotaria socialis, 981 nucleotides long. The record is from the annotation of a GenBank genome assembly. NCBI's taxonomy places the organism in Eukaryota, Metazoa, Rotifera, Eurotatoria, Philodinida, Philodinidae.